Molecule: messenger RNA, 1275 nt
Organism: Ustilago hordei
Lineage: Eukaryota; Fungi; Basidiomycota; Ustilaginomycetes; Ustilaginales; Ustilaginaceae
Exons: 1
Coding region: 1-1275 (424 amino acids)
Biological process (GO): nucleotide-excision repair; proteasome-mediated ubiquitin-dependent protein catabolic process
Cellular component (GO): cytosol; nucleoplasm
Molecular function (GO): damaged DNA binding; polyubiquitin modification-dependent protein binding; ubiquitin binding
Source: RefSeq, a predicted model, not a curated record
AUGAAGAUCCUCAUCAAGUCUCUCGCAGGCGGCAACUUCCACCUCGAUGCCGAGCUCACCGACACUAUCGGCACCAUCAAGUCCAAAAUCCAAAAGGAACAGGGUCAUCCUCCCGAACUGCAGAAAAUCAUCUUCAGUGGCAAAAUCUUGACUGAUGACAAGACGGUAGCUGAUUGCAACAUUAAAGAGAAGGAUUUCCUUGUUGUCAUGGUUUCCAAGCCUAAAGCUCCCAAGCCUGCUGCUGCUGCUGAUAAGCCUGUCGAGAGCGCGCCUGCUGCUGAAGAGGCGAACAAGGACGAUGCUACUGCUCCUGCAGCUAACACCACUGCAACACAAUCCACCACCACUUCUCCCAUAUCCGACAGCACCGAAGGGCAAACCACCACUGGCGGCGAUUCGGGAAGCUUCCUCACCGGUGGACCUUUGGAAUCUGCUAUGUCGAGCAUGAUGGAAAUGGGUUUCCAGAGGGAACAAGUUCAGAGGGCUAUGCGUGCUGCUUUUAACAACCCCGACCGUGCCGUUGAGUACCUGAUGACUGGCAUUCCAGAACAUCUUGCCAACCCUGCCCAACAGCAGCAGCAGCAACAACAGCAGCAACAACAGCAGCAACAGCAGCAGCAGCAACAGCAACAUCAACAGCAACAGACUCCUUCAGCUGGCGGUGCAGCACCUGCCACUCCUGCUGCUCCUACUUCUGGUGGUGCGGCUGCACGUAUUCCUGCCACUCCUGCUACUCCAACUCCAGCAGGCGGUCGCGCAGGAAACCUAUUCGAAGCAGCUGCUGCAGCUCAACAAGCCGGUCGUCCCGGUGCUGCUGGCAGUCCAGCUGGAGGCGGAGCUGGUGCUGGUGCAGCUGGAGCCGGAGGUGCCGGUGGGCUGCUAGGCGAAGACGACGGCAGUGGAGAACAAGUGAUCGAUCUGGGUAACCCUGCUAUGCUUGCUCAAUUGCAACAACUUGUUCAGCAAAACCCAGCCGCACUCCAACCCCUCGUCCAGGCAAUCGCCCAAUCAAACCCACAACUCGCUGAAGCAAUGAACCAUGACCCUCAAGGCGUGCUUUCCCUUCUUGCCGGAGGCGCCGCUGGUGGAGCUGGUGAGGAGAUGGAAUUGCCUACCCUGGCAGAGUUGAGCGAACAAGAUAGAACGAGUGUCGAACAGAUUGUAGCCAUGGGCAUUCCCGAAGCAAAGGCGAUCGAAAGUUACUUUAUGUGCGGAAAGAAUGUCGAGAUGGCGGUUCAGUACUACUUUGAGAAUCCACAGGAUUUCGAAGAUUGA